GCUAUAAGCUCCGAAGUGCGUAGAAGCAGCAAUGUAUUGAAAGGAGCUGUAUUUUGGUGGAUAUAAUCGUAGGGGACUUAUUCAACGGACGGAUUCUUGGACAACAACAGAUGAACUAUGACCUCUCCUUCUGGGAACAACAAUCAUGUAUAUUUUGUUCGACACAGAAGUCCUCGACAAAUAAUUCAACGUUCAUUGAGUGUUGGAGGACCUGUGUAUAAUAGGCAAAUUGUUCAAUCUCCAUCACAAGUGGGCAGCACAUCAUCUUUACUCAUAUCAGCAAGCCCUCCUCAGGCUUUCAGGCUCCCCAUGUCACAGUCUCAACGUUUUUCGCCAUACCCUGCAAAUAGGAGAGCCAGAUGCAACUCAGACGUUGCCCCCUCUGUCAUUGUGAUGCCGAGUGUUAUCCCGAUAAAUUCACGACUUCCAAGAGUCAAUGUUUGUCAAGUUUCAUCUGUGCGAACUAUCACACCAAACACAGGAAUUCGAACAUCACCCAAAGCAAAAGGGGGAGUGCCUGGGAUCAGGCUGCCUGUAAGGAAUGUGACUUCACAUGGUGCUGUGAGAAAAGGAAAUAUUCAGAACCAGCAAUUUCCCAGAGUACGACUCAACGCAGAGAAGAAUCAUAGAGAAAGCGCUGGAAUUCCGUCAUCCAGCUUUUAUAAUGGUGGCACCUCAGGAGAAUCUGAUUUUUCACGUUUCUUGAAAGCAACUUGUGAAGACGUAAAGAAAUCUUUCCCAGCUGUAGCAGUGCCGAAACCAACUACAAGAAAGAGAUUGAAUCUGGCAACUAAGCCUAAGAAAGCUGAGAAUGUUUGCAUCACAAUAUCAAGCGACAGUGAAGACGACGCCCCUGCCCCGCCCACAAAUGUUGAAUCAACUUCUCAAAAUCAAUCUCCACCGGCAACAAGCAAAGAAAGUUCUAUCACCGAAAACGGAGAAAUGCCGCCCAAGAAAAUUUGUCCGGAUGAUACAAUAGAAAAGCCAGAACCUUCUACACCUUUAACCUCAUCAACCCAACAACCAUCACCAAUCUUGAAAUCAGACGAAGCUUUGUCGAAAUCAACAUUAAAUCUUUCUGUAGAUUCAGUGAGGCUCGGACAGAUGAAACUGGUUCCUAAGACUGUACUGAGGAUUUCACAUGAGUCGUUAAGCAUGACAGCAUUCAGCCAAGCUUUACAAAGCAAUGUUAUUCUGACAAUAAAUUGGAAGUGGAUUAUCAGUUGUGACAUUUGCACAGAUAGCAGAGAACCUUGUAUAUUCCUGGUGCUCACACAAGGUUGCCUGCCUACACUGAGAGCGACUUUGAAUAUGGUUAAAGGGAAAUUUCCGUAUUAUGACCCGGAUGGGAAGGAUGACGAAAGGUUGUUUAUCUUUUAUAUCAGCGCUACUUUUCUUUGUUCAAGUACUCAAUGUAAUGUUGAAACUUUAUUAAGAAAAGUGGAAAUAGUUCGUAAAAAAAUGAAGAAACCUUCGUCAUUCUUCCGACAUAUAACUUUCGCUGAAUCAGAAUUGAGACAAAGCAGAGCUGCUGCAAGUAUGGAGACUUCAGUGAGUGAGACUCCCACUCCUACCACCACUCAGCAGGCUACAUCAACCACUGCAUUGACUCCAACAACCACCACCCAAAUGCAGACUAGGAAACGAACAAUACCUGUGAUCUAUGAGAAAAACGAUGAGUCGCCAGAAGAUGAUCUGAAGUUUAUGUUCACUGGGCCAAGGAUAGAAUUAUUUGUUUAUCCUCCCCCUCCCACCAAAGGAGGAAUCUCAGUUAGCAAUGCUGAUCAGUUUUGUUUGAAUGAGGGGGAAUUCCUGAAUGAUGUCAUAAUAGAAUUCUAUUUGAAAUAUGUUUAUGAUAAAUUCCUGUCUCCUUCCGAUCGAGAGAGAACUCACAUGUUCAGUUGUUUUUUCUAUGAACGUUUGAUGCAGAAAAAUGUUCGAGAUAAAUUGAAAAAUAAAGACAUAAGCCCAGCAGAACGCCGUCAUAAUCAAGUGAAGAAGUGGACGAGAAACGUCGACAUAUUUUCGAAGGAUUAUUUAUUUAUUCCAAUAAAUGAAGCAUCACACUGGUAUAUAGCUGUUAUAUGCUUCCCUGGUAUGGAUGCCAGUGAGAUGAUCUGUUUGUCUAGUGAAACCACAGAAAAUAUGGCCCCAAAAAUGCUGAAAACUAAAAAGGAAGAAAAAAAAUGUCAGAAAAUUGCGAAAUCUGAAGAACCGACUAACCAAGGUCCUGAUCCGGCAUCCUCCUUGCCUUCAAGUAUGCAGUAUUUAUCUUUCUAUGGAAAAGAGGAAGAUAGUGAGGGUCAAGGGUCGUCAAUUUCCAGGAAGUGUGACUCAAAAGAUCAAAGUUCAAAUGAGAAUCAAAGGUCACCGAACUCGGAAGAGUCAAGGUCAUCUGAAAGUCACAGGAUUUCACCAAAUCUUGACUCGCAACCUGGUAUACACACUAAUAAACGGAAAAAGUUAAUUUUAAUUAAUUUACCAAAUUUUAAACAUCGUAAAAAAAUAAAACCGAAUUCUGGGCCGCGGCGUGUACCCAUACAUACGGACACUUUGGAAAAUUCUGGCGAACACAAUUUCGGCCUCAGAUCCCCGUGGAAAAGUCCCGAUUGUUCUAAAACUAACGUGACAGACAAAAUAGGUGCAAAAGAUAGUGAUGAAAAUUCUGAAGAACGUCUGAUACCUAUUCAUUUGGACUCUCCAGAGAAUUCAAACAAUCGCAAUAUUUUGCCCAAAUCGCCAUUGAAGAACUGCGAUCAUUUUAUAAAUGGCACGACAGACAAAAUUGAUGCAUUGUCGACAAUAACGAUGGAAUCUUCUCUUCAAAUAGAGAAAAAAUCUUGUGAAAAUGUGGAAUCAGAUAUUGAUGAAAUACAAAGUAGUUCAAAUUCUGGUGACAAAAGCUCUAUACCAUCACCUAGUGGUUGUCACAAUAUUAUUCAAACUACAAUAAAGCAAAACUCUGCAAAAAAUGCAGUCUCAGCAUUGUCAAAUAGUGAUGAUUCAUCACUUUUUAUAAAUAAUGACAUCAGCAUAAAAAGUUCAUCAGAAAAUGAACUUGACGUUACUGAAGGUGAAAAUCACUCGAGCAUGACUGAUUGUAAUUGUGACUCAACAGGCGAUCCGCCCAUUUCCACAAAUGUUUCCGUUUUUUCCCCAAAAAUUGAGCACUCUAGUCAUGUAUUACCUCCUACUCCCUCUGACUGCUCCCUCGCUUCACAAAAUAGGGAGGGGGCUUCCCCUAAGAGCUGUUCUGAUGAAGUAUUCGAACUCUAUCUCUCCCCUGAGCAUAGUAAUGUAACGUUAUCCAAAGAGCUUGAACAGCGAUGUAUCAUCAGUCCAAAUCGUAAAUUAAGGGUUCAGCUCCCUCGUGUGGCCAAUCAAAGCCCGAGAAUAGUAAAACCGAUUAUAAUCAAUAGCACUUCGUCGCUCUCUAGUGACUGUUCGUCUGUAAUUGUUUUAUCGUCAGAUAACGAGACUUUUUUACCCAAAUCCAAGAAAAUUUCUCCAAAAAAAUUGACGUAUGAAAAUGUGCAGCAUAAAUUAUCAAAUAAUGAGCAGUGUAGCGGAACAACGUCAAAUUGUGAAAGUCAGCCAUCUGGAACAUCGAUUGUUACAUCACAAAACUCUAUGAACUCUCCAGCUGAUGAACCUUCAUUACAUUUAGUAUUUGAAACUUCAAGUCAUGAAUUGUCAACCUUUGAACUCCAACCUUCGACCCCGAAACCUGAUACAAAAUCACCACAGACAAGUCCAAGUAAAAAUGAAUCGGCAAUUGAAGAUACCGAAAACAGUGUUCCAACGAACUCAGUCAAGUGCGACAAAGAUUGUUCCGCUGGACUGAACAACGAAACUGCCGAGUCAUCUCCAAAUUCUGCCAUGUCAUCAGAGAUUGGUACUGAAAAGAAAAGUACUCUCACUGAUUUACCAAAACCCAAUACCUCUACCCAAAAAUCUGAAUCAGUAGAUUCUAAAGAAAAUAACGAGACUGAUAAUGUAUCGAAUAAACACUCGAUGGCACCAGAAAAUGGUGCUGAUAAUUCAAAUAAUAACAUUCUAUCAGAAACAAAAUUUAACGACACGAAAGAACACAAUUUAGUGGUAGAAAAUGCAUCCCAACGCAUAGAUGAAAACUCUCAAGCAAAAACAGACAAUAAGA
This is a messenger RNA of Styela clava, 4159 nucleotides long. NCBI's taxonomy places the organism in Eukaryota, Metazoa, Chordata, Ascidiacea, Stolidobranchia, Styelidae. The record is from RefSeq and is a predicted model, not a curated record.